AUGGCUAGUGAGGAGAGUUUCGUAGUGUUGGUUCACCACAGAGGAUCCAUUAAAAGGAAAAUUCGUUCUGGUGUGAAGUUCACUGAUAAGGAUCCUCUCUGUAUUAUCGUCAGGCCUACGACGAGGUAUGAGGACCUUAUUAGCUCUGUACUGCUGAAACUUGGUCUAGAAGGUGUGAAACGAGUUAAGAAGUUUUUUUAUCGAAUUCCAAUCACGGUGCUCCAGGAAACCGUAAAGUACGAUUGUUUCACGAUCGGGAGUGAUGAGGACUUGCAGGUCAUGUUUCAUUGUCGCCGGCAGUUUCCAAAGGUGAGGACACCAGAACUGUUGGCAAAUGUAGGCGAAGAGGUCGGAGAAGGAGAAUAUCUGCGGACCUCUUUACAGUGUGCUGCACCGGAUGGGGUUGGAGAUGGAUUCUUGGAUGAUCCAGAGGACGAUGAUGUCGAGCCGGAUAUGAUUGCUGAUGACAGUGGCGAUGAUGUUGGAGCAAGUGAGCCUGCUGGGGCGGGCGGUGGUUCUAGCUCUGGCACGCAGCAGUACCCUCCAUAUUUUUCCUCUUUGGACCUGGAUGCCAUGAGAGAUGCUGAAGGGUCUGCAGGUUUGACAGAGUUUCAGGUUGGUCAGCAAUUUCCGGAUAAAGAAGAGGCCCUGUUAAGUGUCAAGACUUACAGCAUCCGUCGAGGGGUACAGUACAAGGUCGUGGAGUCUGACUAUCGCCGGUAUGUGGGCAAGUGUUCUGAGUUCGGCAAUGGAUGUACAUGGUUGAUUCGGCUCAGUCUCCAACAGCGCAAGGGACUUUGGGAGGUCAAACGUUACAACGAACCACAUACUUGUCUCGCCACCUCCAUUUCCAGCGACCACAAGAGUUUGGAUUACCAUGUGAUAUCGGCAUUCAUUAUGCCAAUGGUUAAGGCUGAUGCAUCCGUCAGCAUCAAGGUGCUCCUAAAUGCCACCGCCGCACACUUUGGGUUUAGGCCGACUUACAGGAGGGUCUGGUUGGCGAAGCAGAAGGUUGUUGCCCUCAUCUAUGGUGACUGGGAUGAGUCGUACAACGAGCUCCCAAGGUGGGUGUUAGGAGUCCAGUUGACGAUGCCUGGUACUGUUGCAGUCCUAAGGACGAGCCCUGUUCGUGUCGGUGGUCAGUUGGACGAUUCUCGAGCUUAUUUUCACAGACUAUUCUGGACAUUUCCACCGUGUAUCGAGGCAUUCCGUCAUUGCAAGUCCCUAGUUAGUAUUAACGGCACCCAUCUGUAUGGCAAGCAUAACGGCAUCAAGGCCGCGCUUGAGGCUCCUGACGGAGGCUGGUUGCCUCCGUCUGCAUACCGGGCAUUCUGCAUUCGACAUGUUGCAGUAAAUUUCGCCCUCACCUUCAAGGGCAAAGACGCAAGGAGGCUACUUGUGAAUGCGGCGUACGCUAAGACCGAGGUCGAGUUCCAUCACUGGUUUAAUAUUCUUAGGUCCGAAGACCCGGCGAUGUGUGACUGGGCGAACCGAAUUGAGUAUUCGUUGUGGACACAGCAUUGUGAUGAGGGGCAUAGAUUCGGACACAUGACGACGAAUAUAUCUGAGUGUGUGAACUCUAUCCUCAAGGGUGUCAGAAACCUUCCUGUGUGCUCGCUAGUGAAGGCAACAUACGGAAGGUUGGCCGAAUUAUUUAUUCACAAAAGGAGAGAGGCUGAGGCGCAGAUGGAAACCGGACAACAAUUUAGUCAGCACUUGAUGAAGUGUAUAGAGGCCAACUUGAAGACGGCUAGGUGCUUCACGGUUAUUGUGUACGACAGGGAUAACUCCGAGUUCACCGUCGCAGAGACAACUCCGACUGGUUCUUUCUCACUGGGUAGCUAUAGAGUCUCACUUGCAUCUCACACAUGUGACUGCGGAUACUUCAAAGCACUUCAUUUUUCCUGUCCCCACACACUGGCAUGCUGUGCCUACUCACGGCUUACUUGGGAGCCUUACGUCCACCAGGUGUAUCGUCUUAGUUCGGUCUUCAGUGUGUAUCGGAUGUGUUUCACACCUCCCAUUCCGGAGGGUUUCUGGCCACCAUAUGACGGGCCGACUGUCAUCCCUGACCCCAAUAAGAGGCGUGCGAGAGAGGGUCGUCCGAGGUCCACUCGGAUACGGAUCAAUAUGGACGAGGCAGAUCCGAACCGCCCAAAGAGAUGUGGGCUUUGUCGGCAGCCCGGCCACACACGUCGGAGUUGUCCAGAGCUCGGAGGAGCAGAGCACACACGGGGACAUGAUUAG
Molecule: messenger RNA, 2247 nt
Organism: Arachis stenosperma
Lineage: Eukaryota; Viridiplantae; Streptophyta; Magnoliopsida; Fabales; Fabaceae
Exons: 4
Coding region: 1-2247 (748 amino acids)
Molecular function (GO): zinc ion binding
Source: RefSeq, a predicted model, not a curated record